This is a messenger RNA of Lingula anatina, 1449 nucleotides long. RefSeq lists its product as uncharacterized. The record is from RefSeq and is a predicted model, not a curated record. Lineage: Eukaryota; Metazoa; Brachiopoda; Lingulata; Lingulida; Lingulidae.
AUGUACAAUAGUAAUCUUUCUCACUUUGCUCUCACGCACGACAGUCGCAAGAGAACAAUCAACGGAUCACUGCUCAAUUCGCCUCAGUACGAUUUUGAUACCCGCCACCUUCCCCGUCUCCUCCGAGUAAUAAAAAUACUACAUGGGAACUUACAAAAAAAAAAAAAAAAUUUCACCUGUCUGCUGCUCUCUUCAUUACACUUUUCAGUGCCUCCCAAGAGAUCAAGAAGCUCAACAGCUCCUGAGAGCACUCCAAACAAACGCCGGGCAAGCAGAACUCACCCUACUCCCUCUACUGCGAGCACUUCUUCCGCCGGCCCCUCUUCAGCAUCGGAAAAACGCCCGCGAGUCAGUAAGGGGAAGCAACUUGUUCGUAAAUCUGCACCUUCCUCUGCGGACACUUCCUCACCUUCAACUUCUGAGAGUUCACAUUCAACCCCACAGCCCGUGGACAACCAGGCCAUCUUCAACAUUCUGAAGGAGAUGUCACAAGCCAUGGCAACACUGGCAGCCAACUCGGUGGCACCUCAGUCAGGCCAGCGCAAUCUGCCAGAAAACCCUCCGCCUACUCCUCCUUCAGCGGACACAGGUAUAGUAUCCCCCCAGACUAAUAGGUAUUCAACUAAGUCCAUUCCCUUACACGCCCUAGUCGACGACAAAUUAAAAGAUCGAAUUUGGGGGAACGAGUUUGUCGACAUGUCACUACUCCUCCAAGACCAGUCAGCGCAAUUGCCCCAACCCGGCGACCCCCUCCCAUUGGCCAUGGAAAACAACCACGGUAAAAUCACACUGGUAGUCUCCCAGGGUAGAAGGCCUCAGAUCACCUCCAUGUCCCAAUGGACAACGGCCUUUCAUACUUUCAUGUCAGUGUACACCCUUAAACACCCCCAGGAGGCGCCCAAUUUACUUAAAUACGCUGAAGACAUCAGGGUCUUAGCAGGGCUAAGGGGGGACUGGUUAGCUUAUGACCGCAACUUCAGGGCUAACAAAGAAAGGUCUGGUGACCCUUGGGAGGAUACUAAUUGGGAUCUUUGGAACAGGGCUCUUCUCAAUUCUCGCCCAAAUAACAAUGUCCAGCAAUUUCGCCCAAGGGGGUCAUUCACAUCUAGGCAGCCAUUUCGUAAAUUUCCCCAAGGGGUCUGCUACAAAUUUCACUCCGGAAACCACUGUAGGGGGGAUUGCACGUACGACCACAAAUGUUUCAGAUGCUCAGGGGGUACCCACCCAGCGUCCCAGUGUCCCAGAUCGGAGAAUAGAGCAGCUGCCCGCCCCUCCUACCCCUCACGGGCCAACAGAAACUCACCAUCUACCCCCCAGGGUCCUAAAAACCCCAGUAGACCCCAACAAACUCAAUAAAUAUCUUUCUGGUUAUCCUUCUGAUUUAAGAAAGCAACUUGUUUCGGGCUUCACUAUCGGCUUCAAGUUAGGUCACAAUGGGUCUCAAUCCCC